Messenger RNA from Huiozyma naganishii CBS 8797, 1551 nucleotides. RefSeq names its product putative GTPase NOG2 (gene NOG2). Gene Ontology annotation, molecular function: GTP binding. The coding region runs from base 1 to 1551 and encodes 516 amino acids. The transcript is spliced from 2 exons. Gene Ontology annotation, cellular component: nucleolus. The record is from RefSeq and is a predicted model, not a curated record. Lineage: Eukaryota; Fungi; Ascomycota; Saccharomycetes; Saccharomycetales; Saccharomycetaceae.
AUGGGUACCGCUAAGAAGGAAAAGUCCAGAAGAGUCCGUGAGGGAAACGUCAAGGAUGGAAACUUGCGGGUAAAAGGUGAGAAUUUCUACCGUGAUGGUAAGAGGGUCAAGUUCCUGAAUAUGUACACUGGUGGUAAAGCCAUUAAGAACAAAAAGGGUGACUUGAUCAGAGCUGCUCCCCUUCAGGAUAGUACUAUCCCUGAUGGUCGGGUGGCCCCAGACCGUCGUUGGUUCGGGAACACGAGAGUCAUCUCCCAGGAUGCGUUGACGCAUUUCAGAGACUCCCUCGGUGCCACUGAAAAGGACACAUAUCAAGUUCUUUUGAGAAGAAAUAAGCUACCCAUGUCUCUGCUUGACGAAAAGGAUACUACAGAAUCUCCUAAAGCUAAAAUCCUGGAGACUGAGAGUUUCGAACACACUUUUGGUCCAAAGGCCCAAAGGAAAAAGCCGAGAAUGGCUGCCUCGAACCUUGAGGACUUGGUCAGUGCGACUGAAGAGGAAAACCAGAAAUAUAAAGAAAAGGAGGAACUGAAUUCCACCCUAGGCUUGAUGGGGAGCUCGCAAAUGGAGGAGGAUGGUUGGACACAGUCAGCAAAGGAACAUAUAUUCAGUAAAGGUCAGUCCAAGCGUAUUUGGAAUGAACUUUAUAAGGUCAUCGACUCCUCUGACGUUGUUAUCCAUGUCCUCGAUGCAAGAGAUCCGUUAGGUACACGUUGUAAAUCCGUUGAAGAAUACAUGAAAAAGGAAACACCCCAUAAACAUUUGAUUUACGUCUUGAAUAAGUGUGAUUUGGUUCCAACUUGGGUUGCAGCCGCUUGGGUAAAACAUUUAUCUAAAUCCCGUCCAACAUUGGCCUUUCACGCUUCCAUCACGAAUUCGUUUGGUAAAGGUUCAUUGAUCCAAUUACUGCGUCAAUUUUCCCAACUUCACAGCGACAGGCAACAAAUAUCGGUGGGGUUCAUCGGGUACCCAAACACCGGUAAGUCGUCUAUCAUCAACACUCUCAGAAAGAAAAAGGUUUGUCCAGUCGCCCCAAUUCCAGGCGAAACAAAAGUCUGGCAAUAUAUUACUUUGAUGAAGAGGAUCUUCUUGAUCGACUGUCCGGGGAUUGUCCCACCUUCUGCGAAAGAUACCGAGGAAGACAUUUUAUUCAGAGGUGUUGUAAGAGUGGAGCAUGUGUCACAUCCGGAACAGUACAUCGCCAGUGUACUAAAGCGUUGUCAGACAAAACAUUUAGAGAGAACUUACGAAAUAUCCGGCUGGAAGGAUGCUACAGGUUUCAUUGAAAUGCUUGCAAGGAAGCAAGGUAGAUUAUUGAAGGGUGGUGAACCAGAUGAAUCAGGAGUUUCCAAGCAAAUCUUAAAUGACUUCAACAGAGGUAAGAUUCCAUGGUUUGUUGUUCCACCAGAAAAGGAGGAACAUCCUGGGGUCGAAAAGUCUGCAUCUUCUUCUAAGGAGACCAACAGCAAGAAGAGACCAUCUACGGAAGACUCGGAAAUACCUGCGGAGAAAACGCAUACCGAGCAGGAACCUAAAAGACAAAAAGCAUGA